Messenger RNA from Amoebophrya sp. A25, 693 nucleotides. The record is from the annotation of a GenBank genome assembly. Lineage: Eukaryota; Dinophyceae; Syndiniales; Amoebophryaceae.
UCCUGGCGGCAAUGGCGGGGCUGCUGCGUCUCAUGAAGACGACAUGAUUGGUGGCGUCCGGUUGUAUUUUGAGGCAUUUCCAGUGAUGCAAAGGGGAGGAACAAAAACAAUAAAGAUUCGGCCUGCGCGCCUCUCCCUCAAGGUUUGGCGACCGGAAAGACCCAAGUCAACUACGGUCGAUUUUCUGGUUGUCGUUGCCCGCAUGAUACGCGAGGUGGAACAUAUUGCAGAACUACACGACGAACUACACGAUGAUGUAACGGGUUAACUUCUCCUCCAAGAAAUGAGUUUAUCAAAAGCGCAAUAUGCAGCGCAAAAAUCUCAAUUUCGUGCUCUUGAUCUCACGCUGAAACGUCAUCUCACAUUGGUUUGCGCAUGCGCGCAACAGCGCAUGUUGGCAAGCUUAGAAGAGCACGUUGAUCUCCAUCUACUGCUACAACUUCUGUCUUAAAUACAACGUGAGUUUGGCUCGUUGACUGCUUGUUGAAGCUGAAUUAGACGGCUCGGUCCUUUGAACAUCUACAUUCUAUUUCCUUCUGAGCGCGUAGACGUACUCGACUAAUGGUCGAUGCAUUCUAUGGAUUACUCUACUUGGCCAGGGAGGUUUAGAGAUGAAACACUUGACCAUGACGGACCAUGAUAAAAUAGCCUCGAUCUGUUCUACAGGGAAGAUCUUCAAUGCCCCUUCCUCCC